Messenger RNA from Armigeres subalbatus, 4336 nucleotides. RefSeq lists its product as uncharacterized. Gene Ontology annotation, molecular function: fibroblast growth factor receptor binding; transmembrane receptor protein tyrosine kinase adaptor activity. Gene Ontology annotation, cellular component: cytosol. The transcript is spliced from 9 exons. Bases 628 to 4119 code for a protein of 1163 amino acids. Lineage: Eukaryota; Metazoa; Arthropoda; Insecta; Diptera; Culicidae. The record is from RefSeq and is a predicted model, not a curated record.
UCUGUGAUCAUUCAAAGUCUGGUAAUACACAACGAACGUGCUUGCUGCUGGCUGUUGGAGAGUGCCCUCUUCUAUCCGAUCGGAUGUUGAGCAUAUGCAGCCGCAAUACAAAGCGAACGGUACGGCACGCACGGUCUCGAGACUUUGCCCAGGCGGUUCGGUGGAUGUAUGGUUCACUCUGUUCGCUCUAACGAUAUCCAGAAAUGUGUAUAUUCUUCGGUCGGAACCAUGCGGGAUAAGACGGUCGGUCGGUACAAUUUAGAGAUAAUUCGUUAAAAUGUGCUUCUUUAUUCAACUCAAGUGACACAGCGAUUGAAUGUUUUAAUGCUGCGGCUAAUGUGGUUUAUUCCAGCGAGUGGACACGAGUGAUUCGGAUGGCGUCAUGACGCAAUACACUACUUUUUCAAAUGUGAUAUGUGCAAGCCAAAUGCGGAAUUAGUGCAAAAGCGAUAUAUUACGAUGUGCAAAGUGAUUAAAAGUGUGUCAUAUAUAUCCGGAUGAUGAAAAAUUAAAGCGAAUGCUAACAGUGUACCCGUGUGAAGUAUUGAGGAAUAGCCGUGCGUGUGCCAUAAUUAAUUUAUUGCUUAAUGGUUGUUUACCCAAUCAUCCCACGUUCAGCUUCUGUGCAUGAUGUAUUCAGACAACCCGAACUACUUCGAUGAAGAGGUUGCUACAAAGUGCGGUGAAACAAACAACAAAAGUUUCUUCCUGUUCAAGAAGCGACAUUCCUCGGGCAAAUUGAUAACAUCAAAGCCCGUCUCCAUAAACACCGAACCUCUUCCGGGGGCUCACAAGCGUCGCGGAAGUUUGAAAGGAUUGCUACGGUCCCGCAGCAAUAGCACCACAUCGCCAUCGGUCAAAGCGGGAGCCGACCCGUCGAGUACUAGGAAGCACAGCACGCUUGAUUACCGGAACCAGGGUGCCAGCAGCAUCCGCGACCGGUGGGAUUCUUUUAAUGAUUCGUUUUCGGAAAACAGCGCCAACGAUGAUGUGUUCUAUUCGAAUUCCAUUGACUCGAAGUGCAGCAGCUUGCAGCAGGGGCGGAGAGAGAUUCUUCGAAGCGAGGAAGCAAUCUCCAGCGAAACAAGGCGGCAUUCGAUUGGAACGUUCAUGAUGAAGGAGCACAUGCGGACCGGAUCAAUUUCUGAUGAGGUUCCUAAAAUGCUGGCUCCAAAGGCCCCUACUGUAACCAAAGGCAUCCAAAGACAAGGUGAAAGCCUCAUGAGUACAGUUGACGAUAUCCUGUUUGUCACUUCGCGGCACAAUGAGCAGGCAAUGAUGUGGGUGAAUCAUUUGAAGACGUGCUUCGAUAAAAUAACAAAACAGCGUGGCCGGUUACCGUUCAACUUCCUGCACGUUAAAAUCGACGAAGAUCAAAUAACCCACCAAUUAGCUCACCGGUGCCAGUUCACGAAGCUGCAGAUUGUGAUUGUGUGCCCGACGCUACUCUCGUUGUCGUCCCAAUUUUUACAAUCCAAUUUGAAGCUACUGCUGAAGCCGGAGCGAGUAUUGGGCAUGCUGUUGGACGUCGCCGAAGGACGCGUGUGGGAAAUCCACAAGACCACAUUCCCGGCCUACAAUAAAUGGCGCACGUGUGUCGUGGGCGACCACGAACAAUCCUUCGUUAGUGAAUUACUCGGUAUCGCGACGGACAUUCUCGGACGUGCUCUGCGGCAGCAACCGCUGCUCAGCUCCGACGUAGCCAAUGUAGUUGCAUCGCCAAAAGCAGCAACGGCAGCCUCCCAUUCAACAACUGGACAUCAGGAGGCAUUCACUUUGUUUCCCCGAAAGGUGAAAGUGGGGCAAAGUAAAAUUAUCGCCAUACUCAAUGAACCGAUGGUCAAGGACGAUUGGAUCAAGAUAAAAAUUGAAAAGGCUAAUGAGAUAAUCGAAAUAACUAACAUCAAGAGGAGGAAUCCGUACACUAUUCAGUUUAAUAUCCCAGAGUCAUGUAUGGAAAUUUCCAUGAUGAUUGGGAUACGGGUGGAGAAGAACAGCAUCGAUUUGGGCUGCCGCCCUCUCAAAUGCGAAAGUCGCUUGCGUGAGCUCGAGCAGAUACUGAAGUCACAGGACGCUCCGAUGGACUUCUUAUGCCAAUCGAUCGGCAUCGCCAUAUCGGAUCGAGACAAGCUGGACACAUACCUGCUGCACUCGUUUCAGCGCAAUAUUCCUCCCAACUUUCACCUGCUGAACUCAGUUGAUGCGGGCGAGGGCCUUAAAACCCAUCGCGAAACAAAUCCGGAAGAGUACCCAACUCUGCUACAUUUCGCGGCUUAUUGGGGUCUUGAAAAGCUCUGCUUACAGUUAAUGGACUGUCCGGGAGGAGAUGUUGCUUGCGAGAUGAGAAACAUUUCUGGACGUACACCUGCGGAUUUGGCAGAAAUAGGAAGCCAUUUCAAAUUGGCAAACAGUUUCAAGAAUUUCUCGCAAAUGCACGAGUUCACCACAAUGUACCAUUAUUUUAAGGGUAUUAGUGAGGCAUCACCAAAUAAAAUAGUUAUUGAACCUAAAUCAUCAUCAACCAAAUCUGCAAAUAACACAAAAGAAUCAUUGCCAAUUGUCAAAUCAGCACCGCAUGCUGGUAGUGCCCCUCGCCAUCCUCACCACCAGAGCGAAGGUUACAUGGAAAUGAACGGCAGCGGCAGUGACAUUGAAUCUAGUCAGUGCGAAGGCUUCAAUUCGGUAUCGAAUUUGAAUUAUUUAAAUGUGGAAGCGUUAACUGGAGGUGGACAUGAUGAAGUUGACUUCGUGCCCAUCGAUUCACAAAAGCAGUUGGAGAAAGACAAGGAGAUUUUGAACAAUCUGAAUAGUAGCCACGACGUCAGUACAGGAAGAGAGCAUGAGAUAUUGUUCAAUGAGCUUAGAAUAACCGAACCGGAAUACUUCGAGUCCAGUGAUAUCAACAAAAGCGACACAUUCAGCCAAGAAUGUUCUAACUUGUUGGAAAAUUGUAACGUGUAUUGCAAUAACGAGUUUGAUUAUUUAAUACAACCAUCUAACUUACCAGUGAGAAACGCUGAGUCUGAAAGUGAUUACUCAGUUCAGCCAUCGAAUAUUCCCAUUCACGAAUACAGUAAUUUUGAUUUUGGCAAUGAAUAUCAAAAUAAUCCUAGUAAUAAGCAAAUUAACGUAAAUCAAGAGGCUGGUAGAGAGAUUUCACAUCUACGUUUGAGUUUUAAGAAAAAAGAUCAAGAUAGUGACUGCAAACCAAAGAGUUCUACCUUGAAGAGGCAAGAAAGCAACUCAUCAAAAAAAUCUGUAGAUGACGAACUGCUGGAAAUAAUAACAGACUUCAAAAACAAUGUGUUCACCAUUCAGGAAGUUGAACAGCUAGUGGACUCUUGGAAGUCACGUAAUGACGUCCAGAAGAGUUUCAAGGAUAAAGCUGAGCAGUUACAAAGAAUGCGAGAGGAAUACGAGCGGAUUCAGCAACAAAUGAAAGAAAAACUAAAAAGACCAACCCCCUUCGAGAGGAUGAAGAAAAUGUUCACAAAAAGUAAGCACACCCCAUCAAAGAAAGUGAAUGCCAUUGCCACAACUCCGUCGGACGUUUGUGACGACAUCAAAUUUUCAAUGCUGUCACCAACGUCGAACUCACACCGACCAGUCAGCUCAACCAGCCUGCAAAGCAUAUCGAGCGGAUCAUCUGGCCGCAUGAGUACGCUAAGCGGUGCUAGUGUCGGGGAUAGCGGCACACAUUCCGACUCGGAUGAACGCAAAUUUGGGUUUGUGAACAAAGACAACAAUAGAAGCAGUUUGAUGGACAAUUACAUGAUCCCUCCAGCCCCAAGGCCAGUGAUCACACCAGCGGGAACACCAACUCCUGUGGAGGAGAAGGAUCGACCUUGUUUCAGUUCUGCAAUUGCAAACGAGCAUUAUUGUAUAUUCCCUUCGAACAUACCGGUAUUUCAGGAGCCUUACAAUGACUACGUCAAUACUCCGUGUUCACUGCCGUUGAAUCGCAUUGAUGAAACCAAAGAAUCGGAGAAUCAAGUGCAACCCAUCAAGAUUCAACGACACGAAAUUAUUUACUCACAAUUGGAAAAUGUGAGACCCACACUGAGUUCGUUUAGGACCUCUCUAGAUGACAGCCAAACUUCGAGUAUUGAUGAAAAAUAGUUAAGGUAACAUAGACAUUAUUUAAAUAACGAAUGCAUACAUUUAUAUAUGCUGAAACUGUGACUAAAUGAUUGUAAACGUAAACGAGACCGUGCAUGUAUAUACCCUUUAGACACAUAAGUACGCUCGAUACUCAUAAAUUUUUUAGAGGCAACUUGAAUAUUAUUCCUAAUUACGCGCAGCUGGUAAAAUAUAUACAGAUUAUUUAUUCCGCAAA